Spirodela intermedia is the source of this 1527-nucleotide messenger RNA. The record is from the annotation of a GenBank genome assembly. Lineage: Eukaryota; Viridiplantae; Streptophyta; Magnoliopsida; Alismatales; Araceae.
AUGAGAACAUGGGUGAAAUUUGUGGUGUCCAUGGGGGCGCCCGCCGGUGCAAUUCUCCUCGUCCUCUUCUCUGCCAUCGCUGUCUGCCGUCACCGCCGGCGCCAGAAGCCCUCCCCCUCCGACGCCUACGACAACAAGCCCCCGCUUAACGCAAAGCCCACCAGGUUGACCCUGAAGGAGGGCAUAUUCCGCCUCCGCCUCUCCUUGCGGUCCGAAGCCACCGGCCUCGGCUUCCAAAGCACCCACCGAAACCACCGCCACCACCAUGACGGCCACCUGCGCCGGCCACGCUCCGAUUUCAGCUGGGCAGACCAGCCCCAUCUCGCUGCCGAUGCGGCGGCGUGCGGCUGGUCUCGGUUCGUCUUCCUGGACCGCGACGAGCCACCGACCCGGCGGGGAUCCCUCCUGAGCUCCUGCGUGGCCUGCGAAGUCGGCCGGUCUAACCCGGCGGCGGCGGCGGAUUGUGAGAUGCCCGUGGGAUCGUCGGAAUUCAUGCAGACUGUCAGGAUCUAUCCCCACGGCAACGGCUCCGGAUUCAGCGGCAUCAGGAUGAACCUCCCUCUUCCAGGGCCCCAACUAGGCGACGAUUCGGCGUUCUUCCCGGCGGAAGCCUACUUUGAGAUCAUCAUCCUCCACCUGCAGCCGUUGUCGCGGCGGCGCCACCAACUCCGGAGGAUCGCACAGCGCAAGGGCAGCUGCGGCGACGGCGAUCGGCGGAAGCUCAUCCACGAUAACCCGGCCGCGGUCCUCAUCGACGAAUCCUCACAAGGCGACGCUGACAGCAUUAGUCCGGUCCAAGAACAGGAAGAAGAAGAAGCCGAGGUGGUCGUCUGCCUAGGCCUCACGGAGGGGGGCGGACCGCCGGACAGCCCCCCUGGGAGCUACCCUGGCUCGAUCGGAUUCAACUCCAGAGGUUGCGUCAACCUCGACGGUAACCAACCCAAAAUCAUAUCAUCUUUCGUCAGCGAUUAUCUAUUCACCUGAUUGUCAAUAAAGAUCGCAACUUUCCUAACAAUGGCGCCCGCAGGGAUCAAUCUGGUGUCCGAGUCGGAGAAGAAGACGCAGUGGGGGGCCGUCAACAGGAUCAUAGGCUGCGGGUUCAACCCAAGAAAGAAGACCGUCUUCUUCACCGUGGACUCCCUCCUCCUCCACGUCGUCCGCUGCAACUCCGACGCGUUCCGCUGCCCCCUCUACCCGGCCAUGGCGGCCAACGUCGAUGUGGUCGCGUCGGUCAACCUCGGCCAGCGCCCCUUCAAAUACGCCCCCGCGAACGCCCGCCGCCUCCCAGCGAAGCCCGCCUUGGCCUCCCCGCUACCUUCUGAGCCCUCUCCCCGCAUUGGGUACGACGAUAGCGGGGAGCUCUUCUCCAUGGCGAGGAUACAAGACUCGCUGUGGCUCCCCGGCUCGAGGAAGAGAACCCCGUUGAGCGGCAGCCGACGAACCGCCGCCGGCGACGAGGAGGAAGCCAGGUGGGACUGCAGCGGCGACGCCGAGUCGGAUCUCUUUGAGAUCUCUCUGACCAAAUGA